AAUGAUGAACCGCGAAUAAAUGUAAUCCACACAACUCCUUAUCAUCAUCUUUCUUUUCAUAUCCUUCGAAAUCCCAAAUCUCUUCAAUCUCAUGUUUUGCUAUUUGUGAGAGAGAGAGAUUUCGAUCAUGACGACAAGCAAAGCCCAAACAGCAGCGACAUGGGCGGAGUUGCUUGGAAGCAAGCAGUGGGAAGGACUACUUGACCCACUGGACCUCAACCUGCGGAAACUAAUCCUCCGCUGUGGAGACUUCUGCCAGGCCACUUAUGACGCCUUCAACAGUGACCAGCACUCUAAGUACUGUGGCAGCAGCCGCUAUGGAAAGCACUCCUUCUUCCACAAAGUCUCACUCCCCAACUUCGCCUCUGACUAUGAAGUCGCUGCCUUUCUCUACGCAACCUCUCGGAUUGAUGUCCCCGAAUCCUUCCUCCUCCACUCCCUCUCUCGCGAGGCUUGGGAUCGCGAGUCCAAUUGGAUCGGUUACAUUGCUGUCACCACAGACCAAGUGAGCCAUGAGAUUGGCCGACGUGAAAUCUACGUCGCAUGGCGUGGUACCAUUCGUGAUCUUGAGUGGAUUGAUGUUUUGGAUCCUCAACUUGCUUCUAUUAAAUCAUUGUUAAACAACAGCACUAGUAAUGAUGAUGAUGAUGAUGAUGAUAAUGAUAAGACACCUAAGGUGAUGAAGGGUUGGCUCACCAUAUACACCUCGGAUGACCCAAGAUCCCCCUUCACCAAAACCAGUGCUAGAACUCAACUCCUCACCAAGAUCAAACAACUAGUCAAUCACUACAAAGGUGAAGAUCUGAGUGUAACCUUUGUAGGCCAUAGCUUGGGAGCAUCCCUAUCCAUUCUCAGUGCCUUCGACCUUGUCGAAAAUGGCUUGUCCACCAUUCCUGUUUCAGCCCUUGUAUUUGGUUGCCCUCAAGUGAGUAACAAGGCCUUCAAUGACAGGCUCAAGACAUUCACAAACCUUCGAAUUCUGCAUAUUAGGAAUGUGAUUGAUGUCAUACCUCGAUACCCAAGUAAGCUUCUGGGUUAUUCUUUUACUGGUAUUGAGCUUCUCAUCGAUACUCGGAAAUCAACUAGCUUGAAGGAUUCGAAGAAUCCUAGCGAUUGGCAUAAUCUUCAGGCGAUGCUGCAUAUAGUUGCAGGGUGGAAUGGGAAGGAUGGAGAGUUUGAGCUCAAGGUGAAAAGGAGUGUUGCUUUGGUUAAUAAGUCCUGUGAUUUCCUCAAGAAUGAGUGCUUGGUUCCUGCGUCGUGGUGGGUUGAGAAGAAUAAAGGAAUGGUGCUUCGUGAGGAUGGCCAGUGGGUGUUAUCCCCACCAGAUGAAGAGGACAUGCCUAUCCCUGAAUAGAGUCUGAAGGAAUUAACCAGGGACGGAGAAAUUGACAUGUUUUGGUCAGCUUUAAAUUGAAGACUACUAGGAAUGUACUAUGUUACUAUUAGAUUUGUAGGUUCUGCCGGUUGUUACCUUUGCAAAGAUUGCAUUGCUCUGGUAGUUUUUCCUUCAAAGUUGGUUCUCUUGAUUCUGUCCAUAAUCCAUACUACUUCAUCCUCGUUUUCUUUUUCA
Messenger RNA from Macadamia integrifolia, 1570 nucleotides. RefSeq names its product phospholipase A1-IIdelta-like. The transcript has a single exon. NCBI's taxonomy places the organism in Eukaryota, Viridiplantae, Streptophyta, Magnoliopsida, Proteales, Proteaceae. Gene Ontology annotation, molecular function: glycerophospholipid phospholipase A1 activity. Gene Ontology annotation, biological process: lipid metabolic process. The record is from RefSeq and is a predicted model, not a curated record. The coding region runs from base 128 to 1354 and encodes 408 amino acids.